GAAGUCUCAGCUGUUUUUAUCAAUUCUGUUUUUAAUCAUAGCAGCACCUGGUUAUGAUGAUAAUGUAACUUUAUUUAUGCCGUGAUAUUCGUUUAAAUAACUCGUGUCCUUUACUUGAUACUUACUUAAUUACUAGAAUCAUGUCUAACAGUGUAACGGUUGACACUAAACCGUAUGAGGGCCAAAAGCCGGGCACAAGUGGAUUGCGUAAAAAAGUUAAAGUUUUCAUUCAAGAAAACUACACGGAGAAUUUUAUUCAAUGCAUUUUGGAUGUGAACAAAACCUCUUUGAUAGGAUCGACCCUGGUUGUCGGAGGAGACGGAAGGUAUCUCGUGAAAGAGGUUGUUGAUAAAAUUAUUAAGAUCAGUGCAGCGAAUGGGGUUUCGAAAUUGAUAGUAGGACAAAAUGGAAUACUUUCAACUCCUGCUGUGUCUUAUAUCAUUAGAAAAUAUAAAACUCUUGGUGGUAUAGUUCUCACGGCGUCCCACAAUCCGGGCGGUGCGGACGAGGACUUCGGCAUAAAGUUCAACUGCAGUAACGGGGGCCCGGCUUCCGAUGCUACCACCGAUGCCAUCUACAAACUCACCACCUCGAUAAAGCAGUACAAGAUUGUCCCAGAUUUAAACUGCGCCAUUGACAAAAUCGACGUACAUACUUUUAAGGUAGAUCAGCGGCAGUUUACAGUCGAAGUCAUAGAUGCAGUGGAAGAUUAUGUUUCGUACAUGAAGGAGAUCUUCGAUUUCCCGAAGAUCAAGGCUUUGAUCCAGGGAACGGAGCAGAGGAAGCCCUUCAACGUGCUCAUUGAUGCUAUGAACGGAGUAACCGGACCAUACGUGAAGCGGAUAUUCUUAGAGGAGCUAGGCUGUUCCGAGAAGAACGUUCGACGUAUCGUGCCCCUGGAAGACUUCGGCGGGGCUCAUCCGGAUCCGAACUUGACGUAUGCCGCGGAUUUGGUCGAGGCUGUCAAGGAAGGGGAUUACGACUUCGGGGCCGCUUUCGACGGAGACGGGGACCGCAACAUGAUACUAGGGCGGGACGCGUUCUUCGUGACGCCGUCGGACUCCCUGGCGGUGCUGGCAGACAAUCUGGAGUGCAUACCGUACUUCGCGCGAGGGGGCGUGCGGGGGCUGGCGCGCAGCAUGCCCACCGCCGCCGCCGUGGACCGGGUGGCGGCCGCGCGCGCCCUGCCCCUCUUCGAGGUGCCCACCGGUUGGAAAUACUUUGGCAACCUGAUGGACGCGGGUCAGCUGUCGCUGUGCGGAGAGGAGAGCUUCGGUACCGGGUCCGACCACGUGCGGGAGAAGGACGGGCUGUGGGCGGCGCUGGCCUGGCUCUCCCUCCUGGCGCACUCCGGCCGGUCCGUGCAGGAGAUGCUGCAGGCGCACUGGAAACAGUUCGGGAGGAACUACUUCACGAGGUACGACUACGAGAACUGUACCUCGGAGUCCUGCGAGGAGAUGAUGAGCGUCCUUGAGCGCACCAUGACCUCGCCCGGGUUCGUGGGCUCGGCGCACUCCGCCGGCGGCAAGGAGUACGUUGUCAAGCUAGCCGACAACUUCUCCUACGUGGACCCCAUCGAUCAGAGCGUGGCCAAGAGACAGGGCCUGCGGAUAAUAUUCGAAGACGGAUCCCGCAUAGUGUUCCGUCUCAGCGGCACGGGCAGUUCCGGCGCUACCGUCAGAGUCUACGUGGACUCGUACGAGGCGGUGAGCGUGGGGGGCGCCGCUGCUGACGCGCUGGGUCCGCUCGUCAGCAUCGCCCUGGACAUAUCCCGCUUGAAGCAAUACACGGGUCGGGACGAGCCCACAGUCAUCACUUAAAGUUACAACGAGAAAACUUAACACGAACUAAAACUUUACACACAAUAUUGAAUUUUAAAGAAAGUAGUUUUUAGUAUUUAGUCUUAUUUAACAGAACUAAUGGUCCUCCAGUAGUCAAACUUCGACUAUAAUUAAUUAACAUUAUUGUGGUUCUAUUGUCAAAGAUUAUGAUACUUCUAUAUUAACAGAUUUCGCCAAAACAACACUAAGUAUAGAUUA
Molecule: messenger RNA, 2039 nt
Organism: Bombyx mandarina (wild silkworm)
Lineage: Eukaryota; Metazoa; Arthropoda; Insecta; Lepidoptera; Bombycidae
Gene: Pgm1
Product: phosphoglucose mutase 1
Biological process (GO): carbohydrate metabolic process
Cellular component (GO): cytosol
Molecular function (GO): phosphoglucomutase activity; magnesium ion binding
Source: RefSeq, a predicted model, not a curated record